Solanum verrucosum is the source of this 1517-nucleotide messenger RNA. Its product is annotated as protein IQ-DOMAIN 22-like. NCBI's taxonomy places the organism in Eukaryota, Viridiplantae, Streptophyta, Magnoliopsida, Solanales, Solanaceae. Gene Ontology annotation, molecular function: protein binding. The record is from RefSeq and is a predicted model, not a curated record.
UGUUCUUUUGAAUAAAUGGGCAAAGCAUCCAAAUGGUUUAGAGGUCUUCUUGCUAAAAAACAGGACCCAUCAUCUUCCUCUAACGAAAAUCCAAAACCCACAAAGAAAAAAUGGAGCUUUGUUAAAUCUUACAGAGAAAAGGACUCUAACUUUGUUAAGGGUACUGAUAAAGAAUCAUCAAACUAUGGUCGUGUUGUGUCAAAUUCACUUCAAAACGGUUCUGUUGGAUGUAGCGUUGAUUCGUCAAAUCGAGCGAUUGCGGUGGCGGAAGCAACGGCCGUCGUAGCCGAAGCUGCUAUCGCCGCCGCUCAAGCCGCCGCUGCGGUUGUGAAGCUUACUAAUAGUGGUAGAGCUACUACUACCACAACUAAUGGUGGUGCCGCUGCUGUUACGAUGUGGAACGGCAUUUCUCUCAGCUCCUCUGCGGUGGUUGGUAAAAGAAAGGGAGUCGCCGCCGGCAACCGUGAAAAUUGUGCCGCCGUUGUUAUUCAAUCACAUUUCCGAGCUUAUUUGUCGAGGAGAGCUUUACGAGCGUUGAAGGGACUGGUGAAGCUUCAAGCACUGGUGAGAGGUCACAUUAUUAGGCAACAGACUGCUGAUUAUCUACGGCAAAUGCAAGCAAUAUCCAGAGCUCAGUCGAGGGCUCGUGCUGGACGAUCUCAGAUCUCAGGAUCCCCUCAUUCAAGCACUAAGUCUGUUCAAUUUCUUCAUGAUCCCACAACUCCAGAGAAAUUCGAGCAUGUUAUCCGCGCAAGGAGCUUGAAGCAUGAUGAAACGUCUAUGCUCAAGAGGAAUACCUCGAAAUCAAAUUGGAAGGUAAUUGAUUCGGAAAAGGCACGAAUUAGACCUCACGGAUCUUCUGCAAGAACUAGUUCUAUUGAUGACGAAAAGAGUGACAAGAUCCUCGAGAUAGAUACCGUGAAACCAUAUGUUACACCUAAACAAAGGAACCUCUUCCACUCCUCACAUCAUAGCUUGAACUCUGACCAAUACAGCUAUAGCUUAACAACGUCAAAGGAAUCAACAGCUCAUCAAACGGUUCCCAGUCCAUCGUCCUGUGGAAAUCAACCCCUUAGUCCCCUGAAGUUCAAUGAAGAUCUUGAUGAAGCUUGCUUCUGCACUGCUGACAAUAGCCCUCAGUUUUACUCGGCUUCAUCAAAGGGCGGUAGUUCAAAGAGAGGACCGUUUACACCAACUAAGAGCGACGGUUCAAGAAGCUAUAUGAGUGGUUACUCUGAUCAUCCCAACUACAUGUCCUACACUGAGUCCUCCAAGGCUAAGGUACGUUCAAUGAGCGCACCUAAACAAAGGCCUCACUACGAGAGAUCAAGUUCAACAAAAAGGUACUCGAUUCAUGGGUGCAGUGAGUCAAGAAACAACUCACAAAAGGGUUCUUUUUAUGCCAACUUCACUGGUAAAGCUUAUCCCGGUUCUGGUCGGUUGGACCGGCUUGGAAUGCCUGUUAUCAGGGCAGAUCCAUCUGGAUUCAGUGGUGGUCUUCGUCACAGAUAUUAAGC